AUGCCAAGAUACAGCGAUAUCGUCCAGGAGCUCCGCGACGAGAUGCUCUGGGAGGUAAAUGAUCUCGAACAAGCCGUCAAGAACGCCCGCAAGUGGGAUAUUCCCGAGCUAGACAAGUAUGGCAUUAUCUCAGCCAAAGGUUUUCUUGAUUUUGCCGACUGGCUGGUUCGGGGCUGGAUUCCCACAGAGUCGACACAAGGCCGCGAUAUAUACUAUAUCCUUUGUAUCUUCUACUUUGUCCUUUCCCAGGAACCACUGGGUGGCCGCCAGACCAAGAUUCAUCCUUUAAGCAUCAACGAGCCUCUCAAGCCUCUUUCAGACUGGGUAGUUCGAUUUGCCCAAGAGGUUGGAUCCAGCAUGGAUAAGUCUUCUUCAAUUAACGAGGCUGCGAUAACCUCUUUCCGAAAUUCACCUCUAUUCCGCGUCUUCGAAUCUGCCGGGGAUGCCAAGAACUGGACGUCUUUCAACAAGUUCUUCUAUCGAAAGCUCGACAAGCCGCGUGAAAUCGACAGUCCAGACGAUGAUCAUAUUGUGACCUUCCCUGCUGACUCCACUUUCGCUGGAGCGUACGCGAUUAGCAGUGACUCGGAAGUCGUCCUUAAGAAAGAGGAGUACAGGAUCGUCAAGGAUGAGGUAGUCUUGAAAAAUGUCCCCUGGAGGGUAAGAGACCUUCUUGGCAAGUACGGCGACGAAAAAGUUCCAGGGGAUGACUCUAAGACCUACGGAGAACUUUUCAAAAACGGUCUCUGGACACAUGUAUUCUUGAAUUCGUUCGACUACCAUCGCCAACAUGCUCCUGUUUCGGGCACCGUGGAAGUCAUCGACGUCAUUCAAGGAGCGGCGUACCUUGAGGUCCUGGUAAAAACCGACGAGCAGGUCGGUCACAACUAUCUGGAGCUCUCGCGCCAGAUUGGGAACAGACCACCGAACCCAUCUGGUAUCAAGACCCUUGAAGCCCCAGAUACCCCCGGUUACCAAUUUCUCCAAACUCGAGGUGUGGUCAUCAUUAAUACCGAGAACUUGGGUCGAGUGGUCGUCCUGCCUAUUGGCAUGGCAAUGGUCUCCUCCGUUAGUGUUAACUCAGAGCUAAAGGGACAAAAGAUCAAAAAAGGGGAUGAAAUCUCUCACUUCGCGUUCGGCGGCUCGGACUGCAUUAUCAUGUUCGAGCACAAGGCAAGAGUUUCAGGCUUUCCGGACUCUGACCCAGCUUCUCGCGAGCAUUUCUUUUAUGGGGAAAAGUUAUGCAGAGCUUAUUACAAGCAACACAAAGAACAUAGAGGCAUCGGUUCCCGCCUUGGACUUGUUUCUAGAUAA
Messenger RNA from Aspergillus terreus NIH2624, 1314 nucleotides. Its product is annotated as phosphatidylserine decarboxylase. The transcript has a single exon. The record is from RefSeq and is a predicted model, not a curated record. The coding region runs from base 1 to 1314 and encodes 437 amino acids. Lineage: Eukaryota; Fungi; Ascomycota; Eurotiomycetes; Eurotiales; Aspergillaceae. Gene Ontology annotation, biological process: phospholipid biosynthetic process. Gene Ontology annotation, molecular function: phosphatidylserine decarboxylase activity.